AUGCCGUCGGAGAGCAGAGCAGAGCGUCCGGACGGGGCGGCCGCGCAGGCGGGGACGGCUGCAACCUCGGCAGUGGCCACCGCCGCCGCGACAGGCAGCGGCCCCGACCCAGAGGCCUCGUCGGCCUCCCUCGGACGACACCUUAGCGGGCUAACCUGGCCCCAGGUGAAGCGGCUGGACGCGCUCCUGAGCGAGCCCAUUCCCAUUCACGGGCGCGGCAACUUCCCCACGCUGAGCGUGCAGCCCCGGCAGAUCGUGAAGGUCGUCCGCAGCAGUCUGGAACAGCAGGGCCUGUGCGUGCACAGCGUGCGACUGCACGGCUCGGCCGCCAGCCACGUGUUGCACCCCGAGAACGGCCUGGGCUACAAGGACCUGGACCUGGUGUUCCGUGUAGACCUGCGCAGCGAGGAGUCCUUCCAGCUGAUCAAGGAGGUGGUGCUGGCCUGCCUGCUGGACUUCCUGCCGGCCGGCGUGAGGCGGGCCAAGAUCACCCCGCUGACGCUCAAGGAGGCCUACGUGCAGAAGCUGGUGAAGGUGUGCACCGACACGGACAGCUGGAGCCUCAUCUCCCUGUCCAACAAGAGCGGCAAGAACGUGGAGCUCAAGUUCGUGGACUCGGUCAGGCGCCAGUUCGAGUUCAGCGUGGACUCCUUCCAGAUCCUGCUGGACUCCCUGCUGCUCUUCAGCCAGUGCUCCUCGGCGCCCAUGUCCGAGGCCUUCCACCCGACCGUGAUCGGCGAGAGCCUGUACGGGGACUUUGCGGAGGCCCUGGAGCACCUGCGGCACCGGGUCAUCGCCACCCGCAGCCCCGAGGAGAUCCGCGGGGGUGGCCUCCUCAAGUACUGCCACCUCCUCGUGCGGGGCUUCCGGCCGCAGCCCCACACCGACGUCCGAGCCCUGCAACGCUACAUGUGCUCGCGCUUCUUCAUCGACUUCCCGGACCUGGCGGAGCAGCAGCGCACGCUAGAGCGCUACCUGGAGGCGCACUUCGGAGGGGACGACGCCGCCCGCCGCUAUGCCUGCCUGGUGAUGCUGCACCGCGUGGUCAACGAGAGCACCGUGUGCCUCAUGAACCACGAGCGCCGCCAGACACUCGACCUCAUCGCCACGCUGGCGCUCCAGGCCUUGGCCAAGCAGGGCCCGGCUGCCACCGCCGCCCUCGCCUGGCAUCCGCCUGGCCCCGACGGGCUGGUGCCUGCCACUGUCAAUUACUAUGUGACCCCCGUGCAGCCGCUGCUGGCCCGGGCCCACUCCUACCCGACGUGGCUCCCUUGUAACUGACUCAGACUCUGGCCAGAAAGAAUGGGGCCUCACCGGCUUGGGUGGGGUCUCCAGGAGGGUGUGGAGGACAUGACCAGAGACAGACAGCCAAUGGCAGGCAGCCCUGCACUGCUGCGGGGUAGGGUCUCCAAUUGAAGGAACAGACUUCUGGAGGGAGGCCCCUAUGGGUUCACAGUCCUGGGGGCGGGGGGCCCUUCGGUUAUUGCACCACACUCCACACUCAAGGACUGUAUGAUUACAGACGCUGGGCUACUGGCCUUAGGGGAGACACACUAAGUUUGGAACGGCAGCUGCCACAGCGUCUUGGGUUGUUUUCCAUGGCACAGAAAGGGUCCGUUUGGGCAAGGGCCAGCCCACAGUGCUCCCAGCAGCCUCCUCCAGGGCCUGCCGCCCCUACACAAAGCUAAAAUAUUCCGGUAUGGUAUGGGGGACUGCUUGCUUUGGGUCAAGCUGGGCCACUCCCAGGGCCUGUCCAAUCACGGGGAGGAGGGGAACAGGCAGAUAGCUGAAUUUGGGGAGAGAGGGGUAUAGUCCAGUGCUCUCUCACACACACCCGUCCCUCCCUCCCCAUCCCGAACUGCAGCCCCUUCCUCUUGAGAGGUCUAGGUCUGGGGUAGGACCCGCCCAUGCCUCUUUCUGGAGGCUGUUCCCUGUCCCCAUGUUGUGUGGAGUCCUCCUGCCAGGCAGCUUGUUCCCUGCAGAGUGUUGGGUCCAAUGUGGCCACCGUUGAGUGCACCCCCUACAUUGGCCAGGUCACAGGGCCCUCAUUUGGGGGCUGGGAGCCAUGCCCAACCUCCUUUUCCAUCCCUCUGGAUUUGUUACUAUUUUGCAUUCUUUUAGCACUUGCCAAUAAAGUUCAUCUACACUGA
This is a messenger RNA of Echinops telfairi (small Madagascar hedgehog), 2150 nucleotides long. It is a transcript of the gene TENT5B, whose product is annotated as terminal nucleotidyltransferase 5B. The transcript has 2 exons. NCBI's taxonomy places the organism in Eukaryota, Metazoa, Chordata, Mammalia, Afrosoricida, Tenrecidae. Gene Ontology annotation, molecular function: poly(A) RNA polymerase activity; RNA binding. Gene Ontology annotation, biological process: mRNA stabilization. Bases 1 to 1281 code for a protein of 426 amino acids. The record is from RefSeq and is a predicted model, not a curated record.